GUGUUGUCUUUGAAUGGCACAACAUGGCAACCACAUGAAAACUGGGGUCAAAGCCAUUGCAGCACAACCUCCACAUGGUAUGGUUCUGCACGCUGCAUCUAAGGCUGCGAUUUCAAUGCAAGUGUCCAGUGACGUGACAUCAGGACAUGGGCAAGUAGUGAGAAGGCUGGGACAAGCAGUGAGAGUGCUGGACAGAUUGGGGAGAAGGCUGGGCCAAGCAGUGGGGAGAAGGCUGGGCCAAGCAGUGGAGAGAAGGCUGGGCCAAGCAGUGGGGAGAAGGCUGGGCCAAGCAGUGGAGAGAAGGCUGGGCCAAGCAGUGGGGAGAAGGCUGGGCCAAGCAGUGGAGAGAAGGCUGGGCCAAGCAGUGGAGAGAAGGCUGGGCCAAGCAGUGGGGAGAAGGCUGGGCCAAGCAGUGGAGAGAAGGCUGGGCCAAGCAGUGGGGAGAAGGCUGGGCCAAGCAGUGGAGAGAAGGCUGGGCCAAGCAGUGGGGAGAAGGCUGGGCCAAGCAGUGGGGAGAAGGCUGGGCCAAGCAGUGGAAAGACCAGGCAGAACAGUCAGCAGCCAGAGAUUGAAACUACUGAAGGAUGGCAUCUCUGCUGGGAAAAUCAGAAGGGUGGCUUUCCAAAAGCAGACAUUGCAUGGCUGAAGAACGAUGAACAGCGUGGGCUCUUCCAGACCCAAUCUUACAAGCCAAGAGGGACAAACAUCACAAGGAAGAGAAAGAUACUGAAGGAUGACCGGAUGUGGUUCUACCCUCCUGAGCCCCCCGGUGUUGUGCAUGGUGGCUCUCCCAAAGUAGAUACUUUCUUCCGGAGUAGGGUCUUCUUCUGGCGCCCAGUUGGAGUCUGGAAGUACAGCCUGCGCUGUCCUAGCAAGGACUGUCCAGGUGCCAAGGAUGGAAAGGGCAUCCUAUACCGCUGCGGGUAUUCAAACGCAGUCCGACAGAUCUGUGACAUCUCUGGAUGGUACUCCAUGGUCACCGAGGUGCUCGCUUGCAACGCUUGCAGGAACGCCGCCAAGACGUCAUCUGGCCAUAGCAUCAAGAAGUACCUGGCCUGGGAUAUCAACAUCAUCUCCCAACUCAGUCCAGCCCACCAGGCGUUCUUCCCAGCGGUGUUGACUCCCAAGCGAGGAGUGGACAAGAAUGUGGUGAGGCUUCUGCGUGACAGAACCGAGGGAAACACCAUGUCCAAAGUGUGGAGGCAGCUUCGCGAGUCCCACUGCGAGGACUAUCUCAACAGGAAGGACCUCUACACAACCAUACUGGAGCAUAUCGACCAACCAGGGGGUAUUGUUGGAUCUCUCGGACAUCAAUUCCAGGCUCCACCACCAAGAAGGGAGCUCCCCUGUCCCGACUUGCUGCGGAAGGCAUACCUGGUGUCGGAGGCAGCCAACGUCGAGGACUACCGAACACAGAUUAUGUCUGUUUUCGGGAAGGUGCUGAAGAUGGAUUCCACUAAAAAGAUCUGUAAGAAGCUGUCCGGGGAAGGGAAAGGCACAGCGGAAUGGUGCACAAACGUGGCCAACGAAAGGGGGCAGAUUCUCAUGAGCGUCCUAACCUGCGAGGAGUCCAUCGAGAAGCUUGGCCCCAUGUCCACUGGCCUAAUGACAAGGUACAAGAAGGCAGGAGAGGCGCCCCCGGACUUGAUGUACGUCGACCGUGGCUGCUGCCCGGCGCAUGGCGACUCGACAGUGGAGAAGCUGUUUGGGGAAUGGGUGGAAGGAGGGAUGCUGACUCGCCUGGACGCAUUCCACUGGAUGCACCGCUUCGACCAGGCUGUCCGCACUGACCACCAUGCCAAGUAUGGGCUUUUCAAGUCUGCCCUGAGUGCUGCUGUCUUCGCGUAUAAUAAGGAAGAUAUGGACAGACUGAUCAAUGCCAUCAGGGCAGGUUCCCCAAACAAGCUCGCCGGGCUUACAAACGAGCAAGUCAUGGAGACGUACGUCACCAAAGAACAGCUGAAGCACUACGUGCGGAGGGUGACGGUGGGUGCUCACGAAACCUUUUCCAGGGUCGAUUUCAUUAUCAACACUCUGAAGGGCGCGGCUGGUCUGGACGACAACCAGAUCCCGCUCUUCAGAGACGAUGAUGAAAUCGACAAAGUGUGGGCUUCGCAGCAGAAGCACCUGGAGUGCAUCCAGGAUCCCCCGGACAGGGCCAUGUAUACCAUCACGAAGUAUGCCACCAAGAAUGGCCACCAGCUCCCUUACUACACAACGGUAAGGGGGAGCAACAGCCUGGAGGGGUUCCACAAAUUCCUCCCGGCCAUGAUUCCGGGGCCCCAUUGUGCAGCCAUCCCGUUUCAAGUCUACCUGCUGAGUGGCAUCGCCAGGUGGAACACCAACAGGGAGGCCAACUCUGUGCUGGGGAAGAAGGGUCGGAAGAACACGAUCUACACCAACCCUGUCCUCCACCGGUUAAACCAGAGAUGUAAAAAGUUCUUUGGUGAAGAGGAAGAGGUCAACUUCCGCCCCCCUGUCCCAGUCGGAGUGGAGAAGAUUGGUCUGGAGUACUUGUUCUCCCAGUCUUCCCCCGACUUCUCCACAGAACAGCAUUAUGCUGAGUCGCGGGAAGUGCUCCAGACCAAGGAAGAUGAGGAGGAAGUCAGAGAGGAAGAAGGCAUGUCGCUAGGUGAGGAUGAGGAUGAUGGCUACAAAAGUGACGGAGAAGCGGAGGUGGCAGACCUGGCUGCCUUACGUGGUGCUGGCCGCAUCAUCCUCACCACCAACAGCACGGCGCCAGAGUUAGACCCCGUAAUCGAGGAUGUGUGCGGGUCGAAGCACGUCGAUGGCUAUGAUGCCGUGGAGGACCUGGCCAGGGUUCUGGUGGACAUAGCUGAGGAGGAGGGGAAGCUGUCCCUCACGGACGAAGUACGACAACGUGUAGUGAAGGCUUGGAACAAGCUGGAGCUACACGACAGGAACGUCCAUCAGUUUCACUCGAUGUACCGUGCCAGAUGGGGGAGCCCUUUGUUCGGACGGACAAAGGGCGAUCCCGCGACAGCUUCCUUGGUGCAGCGGUUGAAGUUCGCAAAACACCACGCUCCCGCUCACCUCAUCGAAUACAAGAACAGCCGGCUCAUGUACUGUGUCGUGAAGCAGCUGUGGCUCUCUCCAUCAACGCCCUCCACAACACCUGCCACUCCACAGAAGACACGUGUUGUGCAGCUCUACCAGCGCCUUCAGCACAGGGUCGUUGUGGACGACCCUGUGCUGAGCAAGCUUGGGAUCCCCCUACUCAAGAUCAAUGCCAAGAGUGUAAGGGAGUUCAUCCGCAGACAGGAGGCCCUGGCACGCCAGAAUGUGACGGACCAGGGACUGGCCAUGAUGCGUCGCCAGCAGAGUGUGUCAUCUGCAGACCCACCACCAGCCCCUGAGCUACCAACAGUGCUGCCCGUCACAAACAGGCCGGAGACAAAGUACAUAGCCAUCCCCAGUCUGGCUGGCACCAGGGUGUUGAAGUCGAGGCUUGAGCACUUUGUUCCCAUACCAUCAACAUCAAGCUCGUCAGCAACCCAAGUACUAGUACAACAACCUUCCACAAGUUGCUUUCUCACUCCCCAACCCACCACGUCAGGCUCUGCUCUGUCUUUAUCAGAGACAGAGCAGAUGGCACGGUCAACUUUCUAUAAGAGAAAGAACGAGUGUAAAACGGCCAUCAUGAAGCGCCCCAAAGUGCAGCAGAACAAUUGCUCUCUCUGUGGUUUGUCAACGCAAGGCCAUCGAAAAUACAGGGCAAAGAACUACUGUGAAGCAACAAGGAGAUCCACAUCUAAGGCCCUUGCCCACCUUGUCUUCAGAGACUUUGAACACUUCAAAGCAGAAGUGGACAAACUGCAGACGUAGAUGUUGACAUUCCUCUGGACUGUACAUAUGUAAAUAUUGUAUGAUGGCUGUUCAGUCAACCCCACUGUACUUAUUGUAUAUACCCUGUUAAUAUUGUAUAUAUACUGUAAAUAUUGUAUAUACACUGUUAAUACUGUAUAUACACUGUAAAUAUUUUGGAGGGCAAAGUCCGCCUGCCACCUCCUCGUGGUGCCCUCUGGGUAAUGCUAACGGCAGCGGCAAAGUUUCUUGAAUAAAAUUCUUAAUAUUAUAUUA
This is a messenger RNA of Branchiostoma floridae (Florida lancelet), 4101 nucleotides long. RefSeq lists its product as uncharacterized. Bases 742 to 3846 code for a protein of 1034 amino acids. The record is from RefSeq and is a predicted model, not a curated record. The transcript is spliced from 6 exons. NCBI's taxonomy places the organism in Eukaryota, Metazoa, Chordata, Leptocardii, Amphioxiformes, Branchiostomatidae.